Molecule: messenger RNA, 518 nt
Organism: Paramisgurnus dabryanus
Lineage: Eukaryota; Metazoa; Chordata; Actinopteri; Cypriniformes; Cobitidae
Gene: lsm5
Product: LSM5 homolog, U6 small nuclear RNA and mRNA degradation associated
Biological process (GO): mRNA splicing, via spliceosome
Cellular component (GO): U6 snRNP; Lsm1-7-Pat1 complex; U4/U6 x U5 tri-snRNP complex
Molecular function (GO): RNA binding
Source: RefSeq, a predicted model, not a curated record
UAUUAAUCAAUGUCACAUGAUCAUCUGUGAGCGAUUAUUUGGGUCUAUUAAAAUGGCGGCAACCGCGACGACGAAUCCUUCCCAGCUCUUACCACUCGAGCUGGUAGAUAAAUGCAUCGGCUCACGAAUUCACAUUGUCAUGAAGAAUGAUAAAGAGAUUGUUGGAACUCUGCUCGGGUUUGAUGAUUUUGUCAACAUGGUCCUUGAGGAUGUGACAGAGUUUGAAAUCACUCCAGAGGGGAGACGGAUCACAAAACUGGAUCAGAUUCUACUCAAUGGCAAUAACAUCACAAUGUUGAUCCCAGGAGGAGAAGGACCAGAAGUCUGAGAAAUGUGAAACACCUUCCAGUCAAAAGACAUCAUUUCCGUUCUUGUAUUUCAUGGCAGAUUCCUGUGCUUUAAAGAUUGUUUUUAUUUUAUAAGGAUGUUGGUUUUUGUUUUUAUAAUCUGUUUAUUCUUUAAAUCUAAAAGGUUUUUGUAAACAUUUGUUCUGUGUUACAUUAAAAAAAAUCAGUGGC